CGCGUUCACCGGCAUGCGCAACAUCCGGCAGUUUCUACAAAUCCUCCAUAUUGGAUAAUGUGAUAACAGAUUGUAAACAUAUCUAAAUUCCAGUAUAAAGAGUUCACAUUUUUGGCUUUCCUAGAUCACCUCUGAAAUACCCUGAUGCCGAGUGAUGCAAUAGAAAAAGAUCGACCUGGCAAAGUGUUUGUUGGAGGAUUACCUACAGAUGUUGAUGAAAAAGCACUGGAAGAAAAAUUCUCUAAAUUCGGCCGGUUGACGGAAACAAUUUUGAUACGAGACAAAGGAAAUAAUAAAUCAAGGGGAUUUGGUUUUGUCACAUUUGAGAACCCAUUGGAUGGUGAAGACGCAGUGAAGACUUUGAACGGACAGGAACUAAAGGGCAAGACUAUUCACGUAGAACAAGCGACCAAGCCUCAUCGAGCUAGGGCAAGUCGCAGCUCGUCUGUCCGAAGUAAAGCACGCAGCAGGUCUCCAGUUAGACGCCGCUCCAGCUCUGACAGAGACCGAAGGAUGAGGGCACCCAGACCAGGAGGCCCCACAAGGGGUGGCAGCUCUAUGGGGCCCCGUAGAGGAAGUGGUGUUGAAAGGCGGGGUGGAGGAGGAAGUUAUAGAGGAAGUCGUGGGGCUCCCAGGGGUCGUGGAGGAUACGGGGGUGGUGGUGGAAGUUCGUACAGUUCCUAUGGCAGAGAUUCGUUCGAGGAUAGGAAACCAAUGGGCAUUAAGAGUGGACCAGAUAGAUCAGAACGAUCCAUGUUUGGAUCAGGUGCCAGAAGGGGACCUCCCCAAUCACAUGACACUCCACCAAGACGAGGAGAAGGGGAUAGAUAUGCUGGGAAUAGUUUUGACCGAAUGGACAGAAUGGACCGGAUGGACAGAAUGGAGAGACCAGAAAGAAUGGAUAGAGGAGCACCUCCUCGGAGGGAUUCGUAUCCGUCCCCCACACGUGAUUACGGUCGGGGUCCUCUUCCCGCAGACAGUCGCAUGCCCCCAAGUCGUGGGUCAGCUAGAGAUUAUCCACAAACCUCACGAGACUACCCUCCUCCUGCUAGGGAAUACUCACCACCUGCCCCAUCCAGAGACUAUCCCUCUAGGGAUAGCUACAGCAGCUACGACCGAGCUCCUGGGCCCCGGGACAGAGCUCCUCCAGCGGCACGUGACAGAGCCCCUGCCAGCACAAGCUAUGAAUAUUCAAGAGAUUAUGGAAUGACAAGCCGGGAUUCCUACACUAGUGCUGCCCCCAGUAGAAGCAGCUUUGGAGCUCCGAGCAGGGACCCUAUACUGUCACCUAGAGAUGAAUACAGUGGUGGUCGUGACUCAUUCCGAUCAGAACCAGCCAGCAGAGAGUACGGACUAUCAACUAGUUCCUAUUCAAGAGACUUCAGUACGAAUAGAACGGUAUCUUCCAGAAGUGAAUACGAUAGAGGUCCUCCACCAUCCAGAGAAUACGAUUCUUACAGAGAAAAUGGACGUCAGAGUGGUCCACCUUCACGACCAAGUGGGCCUCCUAGCCGUGGAUUUGGUAGCACAGGUGGUGGUGGUGGUUCAAGCAGAGACAAUGGAAUGUCAGGAAGACAGACAUCCUCCCGAGGAGGACCGUACAGUUCCCCCUCAUCGCAUGGAGCCCCACCAUCACGGGGUCCUCCCCAAAGGGGACCACCAGGUGGUUCCCGAGGACCCCCUCCUAGGGAGGACAGGAGUAGGGAUGGAUUUGGGGCUGGAAGUAGGCGCCCGCCGCCACCAUCAGACUCGCGAGGACCCCCAAUUAAAAGACCACGCCCGGGCGUUCCAUCUAGGGGAGGUGGACCCCCUUUCAGGCGUUGAGACAUGGACUAUUGAAUGUCUAGGCUAGAGAAAAUGAGAGACAUUGCCUUAUUCAAGAGUUAAAAAGAUUAUAUGAAGUAAAGAGCAGAAAGCUAUUGUGACUCGUGAAUAAGACAUUUUAAAUUUUUUCUAUACAUAGGUUUUUAUUUCAAAAGUCAUAACAAGUCAUUAUGGAAGUUUUAAUCGGUUCAGUAUAAUUGAAUUGUUACUUGAAAGAGACAGAAACCCAAGGUAUUCAUAAUAGAUGUGGGAAAAGUUAGAAACUGAACACCAUAUGAUAAAAUAACAAUCCUCAUAGGGUUACAUAUUUUUUGUAUAGAACUGUUGUAAAACUGUCAUUCAUUAUCAUUCUUGUGAUUGUCAACAUUCAUUAUGUAGUGAACCUUUGAUAAUAAAUAGAUUGUCUUAAUGUAUAAA
Messenger RNA from Mizuhopecten yessoensis (Yesso scallop), 2241 nucleotides. Its product is annotated as RNA binding motif protein, X-linked-like-1. Gene Ontology annotation, molecular function: RNA binding. Gene Ontology annotation, biological process: positive regulation of mRNA splicing, via spliceosome. The record is from RefSeq and is a predicted model, not a curated record. The transcript has 13 exons. Lineage: Eukaryota; Metazoa; Mollusca; Bivalvia; Pectinida; Pectinidae. Bases 145 to 1824 code for a protein of 559 amino acids. Gene Ontology annotation, cellular component: spliceosomal complex.